Drosophila bipectinata is the source of this 1677-nucleotide messenger RNA. RefSeq names its product Glutamate oxaloacetate transaminase 1 (gene Got1). Lineage: Eukaryota; Metazoa; Arthropoda; Insecta; Diptera; Drosophilidae. Gene Ontology annotation, molecular function: pyridoxal phosphate binding; L-aspartate:2-oxoglutarate transaminase activity. Gene Ontology annotation, biological process: L-aspartate biosynthetic process. The record is from RefSeq and is a predicted model, not a curated record. Gene Ontology annotation, cellular component: cytosol.
AAAAACAGCCACACUAUUCUUGGCCUCCGACCGUCACUAUUCCAAAUUAAUUUAUUUGUUUUUGUCGCUUCGUUGGGCUUGUUUGUCGAGUUCUCCACGAUGUCUAUCUACGCCAACGUACAAAAGGGGCCUGCCAUCGAGGUCUUUGCCUUGACACAGGCCUUUAAGGACGACACUCAUCCCAACAAGGUCAACCUGUCGGUGGGCGCUUACAGGACAGAUGCUGGAGAGCCGUGGGUACUGCCUGUGGUGCGACGCACUGAAAUCUCCAUUGCCAGCGAUGAGAAAGUGAACCACGAAUACCUGCCAGUGACUGGACUCGAUACCUUCACAACUGCAGCCACCCAACUGGUUCUCGGCACUGAUUCUCCUGCUAUUCAGGAAAAUCGCGCCUUUGGAGUUCAGACCAUUUCGGGCACUGGUGCUCUGCGCGUUGCUGCCGACUUCCUUCACACGCAGCUGAACCGUAAUGUGGUCUACUACUCGAACCCCACAUGGGAGAACCACCACAAGAUAUUCUCCGACGCGGGUUUCACCUCCCUGCACUCGUACCGCUACUGGGACCAGACCAAUCGGAAGCUCGACUUCAAGAACAUGGUAGCCGAUUUGGAUAAAGCUCCUCCUGGCGCCGUGAUCAUCCUACACGCCUGCGCUCACAAUCCCACCGGAAGCGAUCCAACCCACGAGCAAUGGCAGGAACUGGCCGAUUUGUUUGAACGCAAGAAGCUGUUCCCUCUGUUUGAUUCGGCUUACCAGGGCUUUGCCAGUGGCGAUCCCGACAAUGAUGCCUGGGCCGUACGUUAUUUCGUGAAGAAGGGCUUUGAGCUCUUCGUCUGCCAGUCGUUCGCAAAGAACUUUGGUCUGUACUGCGAGCGUGCCGGAAACCUGACCGUGGUGCAACAGAACGCAGCUACCAAAGCGGCCGUGCACUCCCAGCUCACGCUGCUCAUCCGUGGCCAGUACUCGAACCCCCCUGCCUAUGGAGCCCGUAUUGUGUCGAAGGUCCUGAACACACCAGAGCUGCGAAAGGAAUGGAUGGAGAGCAUCCAGACCAUGUCCAGCCGCAUUCGCAAGAUGCGCACGGCAUUGCGCGAAAAGUUGGUUGCUCUGGGCACCCCUGGAACUUGGGACCACAUCGUCAGCCAGAUCGGCAUGUUCUCCUACACCGGUCUCAACGAGAGUCAGGUGAAGGUGCUUAUCAACGAGUAUCACAUUUAUCUGCUGAAGACCGGACGCAUCAACAUGUGCGGCCUGAAUACUGGAAACAUCGACUAUGUGGCCAAGGCGAUCCAUGCUGCUGUAACCGGCACUGGCGGUGACAACUGCCAAUGUAAAAACAACCUGUAAUCCAACUGUGGCUGGACUAUAUACGGAAAGGGGGACAACGAUUAGCUAAACAACAUAUUACACAGUGUAGGCCCAACGUUGUCGGCACAAUUAGCAUUUAAAUCAAACCAACAACUGCAAUUACGUAAAAUUUAUACACGGCUUUAUAUGGAUAUAUUUUAGAGUCUACAUCUAAAUCAGUAUGAAUAUAUAAUUGAAUUAAAGUUUAUACAGAUUAUUCACUUUUAUGCCGUCAAAUAUUGUUUGAAUAAUGUUUAGCUUGGUAAAAUAAUCCUUAUUAACUUGUGUGUAGUACUAGAUACAACGACAAUAACAUUACUGAAGUAUUUA